Cylindrotheca closterium is the source of this 300-nucleotide messenger RNA. NCBI's taxonomy places the organism in Eukaryota, Bacillariophyta, Bacillariophyceae, Bacillariales, Bacillariaceae. The record is from the annotation of a GenBank genome assembly.
AUGUUGGAGCCCAGAUCUACUAUGUAUGACCCCACAGAAAAAAACCUCAUCCAACCAAAAUUCCGAUACAAGUGCAUGGUAUCAGAUCUGGAUAUAAGGAAGACCUUGGAUGCAAGAAGAUGGUGCCUAUUGGCGUUAUGUGGUGCCGCUUUCCAACCAAAGCUCUAUCCCGAGAAUCUGUUGCUCUUGGGAAACUGGCGUUGGUGGGCUCAGAAAGCCGCACAAACAAAACAACAAUACACCAAUCUCUUCUCUGGAUGUAUAUUGGAAGAACAUGUUGUUUGCGGAAGGGAAAUUUGA